AGAAGAAGAAGAAAAAUUGGCGGCAAAAUUUUGUUAGAUUGUUUAUUUGGUAUUUAAGUUUUGGCCACUAGUUCCAUGGCAUCACUGUUCGGAGAUGAUGGUGUGGAUGACCUAUUCAAUGACAACAUUCCGACGGACCCGGAUCAGCUGCCCAGCGAUGGCGAAGGCGAAAAGCUGUUUGCGGACGACGAGGACAACGGCGAAGAACCUGGUAGCCAGGAUGGUCAGAUAGUGGAGCCUAAGAAGCGAGCUGUACGAAAUCCCCGACCGCGACUCACUGUGGAAACACUUCGAGGUCCUCGUGGCAUCCAGACCAUCGAAGAUUAUUUUAAGGAUAUCAAAUUCAAGGGCAAGGGUUACGAGAAAACCGAUCUCGACGAGGUGCUCCGCCGCCUGCAACACUGGGGCCAUCGUAUGUAUCCCACUUACACCUUUGACGAUGUGCUUAACAAUAUCGAACGGCUGGGCAAGAAGAAACCCCUCCAAGUGCACAUGGCGCGAUAUCGACUCGGGCAGCUGGAGCAGAUGCGCGCCCACGAAGUGGAAGCUCUGGAGGAGGCGCAAGAUGAGCAACAGGAAGGUGCCGGCGAGGAACCCUUUGAUGAGUUCGACGCCCUGCUAGGUGAACAGAUUGCCAUGUCCAGACUGGCGCCUCGCAGCCCGCACCAAAGGAAAACGCCCACUGCUUCCAGUAACAGCACGCUGGUUACUCCCUCAUUCUCCCGCGGCAAUGCUGUGAUGUCCACGCCGUACUCCGGUGUGAAUGCGACCUUCGACGGAACUGGAGCUCCUGUGGCUCCGGCCUUCGAUCGAAAUGGAGCUCCGUUGGCAUCGAUGGACAUCAGCGACUAUGGUCAGCCGCUGCCUCCCUCACAGCCUCCCACACCGGCGGCAAAGAAAUUAUCCAACGAACAGAUGGCCAGAAUUGCGGAAAACCGCAGACUGGCGCAGGAGCGACUUAAGGCCAAGCAGCAGCAGGAGAACGCAAGUAAAAGAUAGUGUAUGGCGAACUAUUUAUGAUAUAAGAACGCAUAUUUUUAAAAGGAUAAUUUAUAAAAAUAAAUGAAUAAGCUACCUUGAAAGUUAAGCGACGGUACAUAAUUUCUAAA
Drosophila sechellia is the source of this 1109-nucleotide messenger RNA. RefSeq names its product protein TIPIN homolog. The transcript has a single exon. Bases 76 to 999 code for a protein of 307 amino acids. Gene Ontology annotation, molecular function: DNA binding. The record is from RefSeq and is a predicted model, not a curated record. Gene Ontology annotation, cellular component: nucleus; replication fork protection complex. Gene Ontology annotation, biological process: DNA damage response; DNA replication checkpoint signaling; replication fork processing. NCBI's taxonomy places the organism in Eukaryota, Metazoa, Arthropoda, Insecta, Diptera, Drosophilidae.